This is a messenger RNA of Candidula unifasciata, 1080 nucleotides long. The record is from the annotation of a GenBank genome assembly. Lineage: Eukaryota; Metazoa; Mollusca; Gastropoda; Stylommatophora; Geomitridae.
AUGGCGGUUGUACAUCAACUAGCGAUGAACGGGGACUUAGCCAACUUCUCCUUGGCUCCCUCUUUACCUGAGGAUGCCUGCGUCUCCAGCAAUCUUCAGGAGGAGAUUGAGAAUAUUCAGCGGGUCAUCAAAGUGACACGCAAGAAGUUGGAAGCUAUGAAUGAAGAAUUCGGCAAACAUCAGCAUCCGCCCUCCUUGUAUGUUCAGGAAUAUGAAGAACUCGCCAACAAAAUUCACGAGUACCAGCUCAGGGAGCAGAGACUUCAAGAGCAGAUGAGUGUGGGAGGAGGUUCACCUCCACCCUCGCCCCCUGUAGAUAGGACUCUGCCGGAGGAGCCACUGCUGUCCCCAGGGCUUCCGGUCACCACCACCAACAGCAGCAGUAAUGGGUGGGGUUUGGCUGUCGGGCAGCGCAGUCCUCAGUUGGCUGUACGCUCUACGAAUGCUCACAUCAGGGCCUUCCUGCCAAAUAGUAUGGUAACGACGAUUGUAGCUCACCCUGGAACUACGCUCAAAGAUGGUCUCAUGAAGGCCAUGAGGAGACGACAGCUUGAUGCCUCCAAGUGUCAAGUAUUCAGGCAUAAAACCAGGAUUCAGCUGACAUGGAACACAGAUAUGGGGGAGCUUGCAGGACAGGAAGUGUCUGUAGAACUCAUGGAGGUCGAUGAUGAGAAUGGUGUUCCGCCUUCGAUGCACAGAUCUGUAUUUCUGUCACACAAUUUUGGAAGGAAAACGUAUUUCUCACUGACUUUUUGUGAUGUCUGCCAUAAUCUGCUGUUUCAAAGUAUCCGCUGCCAGACGUGUGGGCUGAGAUUCCACCAGCGCUGUGAGGAUAAAGCUCCUCGAAACUGCCAGGGAGACCUUGAGUUCUAUCUGCGCUCGUUGCGAGACAAGUCUCGAGAACUUAUUCGCGAGUAUGUAACAGAAGGUCAGGGUCCACCUAGUAAUAGGCAAGGUCAGUCGUCAAAAGGAGGUCACCAGAGUCGAACUCCAGCUCCCCAAUUAGGACAGAGAGAGCGAUCUACUUCAGCUCCCAAUGUCUGUGCUAACAUGAUCGAUAACGGUGAUAUAAGUCAACAG